Messenger RNA from Pieris macdunnoughi, 2031 nucleotides. The record is from the annotation of a GenBank genome assembly. Lineage: Eukaryota; Metazoa; Arthropoda; Insecta; Lepidoptera; Pieridae.
AUGAGUUUGUAUUCACUAGGUUGUUGUGUUAAAAAUUUUUUUUUUUUUUUUAUUUUUUUUUAUAACGCUCAUGAGCUAAGUAAUCGGCUUCUUAAUGCGUUGGAUAGCAAUUACAAUGUCGUCGACAUGCAAGCAGUUAAUGAAAUUAUAUCAAUUUUGGAGAAAUUCAAUAUUACAAAAGAGCUGUUGGAGACCACCCGAUUAGGCAAGCACGUGAAUGAACUGAGGCGUAAGACUAGCGAUCCCACACUCGCUCGUCGCGCCAAGGUGCUCGUCAAGAGAUGGCGGGAUCUCGUUAUACCUGCUGUAGCGUCGCCAGCUCACGCCGGUUCCAACCGAUCUUCAGCAGAACGAAGCACUCGACGACCUGGCGGCACCCCCCUCACCUCGCCGGCUCUUAUUAGGCAAGGUUUGAGUCCCGCCGUGCCCAGCCCACGACUGCCGUCGAGGCCAGCAUGGGGCGGUUACGAGUCAGACUCCCAGGAUGUAAUCCUGGUGGAUGACGACCCACCACCACCACCACCUGUACUCACACACGCACACAAACCUGCUACGCCGCCCGUGAAACGCGCACUCACUCCAGAGUCAGUCGAUGACGACAAAAAAGCCAAACGGGACAAGAAGCUCAAAAAACGAAGGGGUCACGGCAGAGCUGGUUCUGGCGUAGAAACGACAAUACCAGCAGUCCCUGGGGUGCCCCAAAGCCCGGUAGGCAUCCCAAAUACCACAGCAUCGCCCGCGGCCAAUAAUGCUUGGCCGUCCAGAAAUGGAUCUGGCCCGGAAAGGCGGAAAAAUGGCUGGAGAAGGGAUAAACCGGACCCAUAUGCUGCUCUGGUCAAUAGGAUACCACCAGCUGGUGGCAAAAAGGUAAAAACGACAGCAGAACUGCUGGAGCAGAUCCAGUCACGGACGGGGGGCAAAGCUAGUGCACCCCCCUCGCCCAAUUCUCCUCACUCGCCUGACGUCAUGCUAAUAGAGCCCGACGAACCACCAGUGAGCGUGGAUUCGCCCUUGCGGAAUGGGGAAAGCGAAGCCCCCCCAGAACCUCAAUGGCUUAUUGAGCCCCUCGAGGACGAGCGGGAAUGGGCCCCCUGUAUAUGCGACCCGGACGUAGGACCCGAUCCCGCUUGUCCGGCCGACUCUCCCACCAUCGUUCAGCCGGAACACGUCCACGCCCUGCAUCACGCCUAUCUCCCUGGGGUCAAUGGCACCCGCGCCCCCCUCCACCCUCAUAAGUUCGCAGUUCGACCAUCCAUCGACCCCCAAGACCCUACUCUCUUCUCGACAGUCGUCCCCCUCUAUAAUUAUUCAGACUACGCUAACGAUUUCUGUGUCAAGAAUAUGUCUCGGCUCCCGCUAUGUCUGCAUAUUCCCGCAACAGAAUUUGCCCCCUCGCCUCCUUCGCCUCCACCCAGACCACCACCACCCUCCCCCCGACCUUACCCCAUCGAAGACGUCAAAGUUGAAGAUGAGGCCUCGUCACCUAGUCUUAUCAAAACUGAAUCUGAAAUAGAAACAGACAUAAAGCCAGAGAUCAAUGAGAGGUUGAAUCCUUCCCCGACCCAAAAUGUUGAUAAAGAGCCAACGAUAGAAGUUAAAGAAAUUAAAGAAGAACCACAACAACAGUUCUCUGUCACAUCCCCAGGACACAGAACAGUGGAAAGAACGAAAGAAAACAAUGAAGGUCUCAGUGAUCCCAUUGAGGAUCAAAUGGACCUGGAUGUCAAAGAAGAAAAAGUAGUGCAAAAAGUUUUAGAACCAGCUACUGUCAAUCUAGACGGUAGGACUUUGUAUGAAAACUGUGUGUCUUGUGUAAAUUCAGUGCCGUUUAGGUAUGAGAACGCGUCGUGUGCCCCAGUCCUGACGUUUCCUAGGGAAGAUGUGUCGGAUAGUGUGAAAAAUGCCUUAGAGAGCGUUGAAACUGAGCGGGAUGAGAUAGGCCGGCCCGUUAAAGCUACGCACUUCGCGGAAUGGCACGAGUGUGCGAAGCUCGGUGACCUGAUAGCCCUUCCGUACGUCGUCAUCGACUGA